UUUGUCAGUUUUUUUUUUUUUUUUGCUAAUCAGUAUAAGGCAUAGUUUAUAGUGGAAUACUAGCUUAUUGUCUAGCUCUCUAAACAACGCAGUUAUUUAGCAUUGGACCUUUGACAUUCAGAUGCCAAAAUAAAUGCCUUAAAAUAAUACACUACCAUUCAAAACUGUCUGUAAGAAUUUUAUUAAUUUUUAAAUUAAGACUUUUAUUAAGCAAGUUUGCAUUAAGUUGAUCCAAAGUGACAAAGAUUUCUAUUUAAAUGCUGUUUUUAAUCCUGUAAAAGAAUCCUGUAUAAAGGUUUCCCAAACAAUAUUAAGCACAACUGUUUUCAACAUUAAUGUUAAGAAAUUACUUGUGCAGCAAAUCAGCAUAUAAAAAUAAUCGAAGAUUCAUGCGACACUGACGACUGUAGUAAUGAUGCUGAAAAUUCAGCUUUACCAUCACAGGAAUAAAUUACUUUUUAAAAUACAUUCAAAUAGAAAACAAUUAUUUUAAGUUUUACAAAUGUUUCACACUAUCAGUAGUAGUAUUUUCUUUAUUUAUUUUCUUUAUUUUUUUAUCAAAUAAAUGCAGCCUUGAUGAGUACUUAUUACAAAAACAUCAUAAAAAUCUUAUUGACCCAGAAAUGUUGAAUGGUAGUAUAUAUUAUUAAUUCUUACUUUGUGUUGGCUGAUGCAUUAGGUGAUUUUUUCUUUUUAACGAGUGAGACUUUUUUGAAAAAUGUUACCGAUACUCUUGAUAACAUUUUUACAUUAUUAUGUAUGCCAUAAUAUAUAUGCAGGUAGUUUCCGUUUCCAUUUUCCUUUAAUUCAAGUAUAUAUACCAACUGACACUAGAGGGAGUUCUUACACAGUAAACUGUAAAUAUACAUUUAUAAAUACACUUGUUAACAGCAUAACAGAUUUAAUAUAUGACUGAAUAUUACCGUUUCUAUAAUUCAUACAGAUAUCUAGUAUGUCUUGAGAGCAUCAGUCUAUAGACAUCCAAAAUAAUCCUCCUCUUUCAUCAGCAGCACUUGAAAGUGACCUGUGGUUCGUGCAAUCACAGGCGUCCCAUAUGAAGAGCACAUGGCACAAAGAGUAUGAAAGUCUGCUGUAUUUAAAAGCAUGCCUCCGCUAUAUCAGGGGAAAAUGACUUCUGCGACCUACAGCACAUCUGACCACCAGCCUGCUAUUGUGGCCUCAGUGGUUUGUGGCCUGGAUGUAUUGUUUAGGAAAAGUCUAUUGAUAACACAGCUGUUGGGAAGAGGCCUUUGAGAUUUAAGACCUUUCCAGUAAAAGUGUGCUUCUUACAUUGAAUUGGCAUUUGACACUUUACUGGACAUUAUUUAUAAAGUAUUUAAAGGAAUAGUUCACCCAAAAAUGAUAAUUUGCUUAAAUGUUCCCACCCUCAGGCUAUGCAAAAAAUAGAUGAGUUUUGUUUUAUCACUGUAACCGAUGUGGAGACCUUUAGCAUUACAUCACUUGCUCAAUAAUGGUUCCUCUAGAAGUGAAUGGGUGCCGUCAGAAUGAGAGUCCAAACAGCAGAUAAAAACAUCACAAUGAUCCAAAAGUAAUCCACACAACUUCAGCCCAUUAAUUAACAUCUAGAGAAGCAAAAAGCUGUGUGUUUGCAAGAAACAAAUCCACUUUUAAUGAUGUUUUUACUUUGUGCUCUGUCCAUAAAUAUGUAUGUAGAUUUCUCUGUGAGAUGGACAUGGAGGAAUUAACAUUUUAAGGGUCAAAUGCCUUAAUGAUUGCUUUGUUUAUUACAAAAGCAGAGCUUUUUUGCUUCUCAAGAAGUUAAUUUAUGGCCUGGAGUUGUGUGGAUCAACUGUUUGGACUGUUAUUCUGACGGCACCCAUUCACUGCAGAGGAUCCAUUGGUGAUUAGGUGAUGUAAUGCUACAUUUCUCCAAAUCUGUUCCCAUGAAGAAACAAACUCCUAUAUGUCUUGGAUGGUGGAGUACAUUUUCAGCAAUUAUUACACUCUUUUUUUUUUUUUUAUUCCUAAACUAUGCUUUUGCUGUUAAAUAUAUUUCAAAUAAAUAAAUGCAUUGAAUGUAAAAUAAAGUCCUGCCACAACGUUUUCUUGUUAAACUUAUGCAAGGCCGAUGCAAGUGAAAUGGCAACAUUGUAGGCUAAUUCACCGCUUUGCUCUGAUGUGUGGCAGUGCAUUUAAAAAAAAAAAAAACUCAAGUGAUUAAUGCUGCAUUUUUUGAAAACCAUGGCAGUAUUUUCUCAGACUGUGGUGCCCUUCAUGGACGUGCGAAGCUGUUCUAUGAUGGCCUGCGUUAUGAAACUCGCGACUCAUGCGAAGAGAGCGAAAACAGGAGGUGACGGUGGGGGUAAACCAGAGGAGGUGCUAUAAUUUGAAAAGGCAGUUGUUUAUUGUUGAAGAGCAUGUAUUUAUUUCAUGGCACCGCAAAUUGUGGCUCAGGGCAGAGCCGGGUCUCGGUGGGUAAUUACAGAGCUUGAGGCAGCGCCCCACCACAGCAGCGUCUCUUAAGAGCCUGUGCCUUCCCUUCACUUCACACACACAUACACAGUGAGGACUUGCCAUCUAUUUCCAUUAAGACAUUGCAUGUUCUUGCUGAGGAACUUGCUUAGGAUCUUCUUCACUAAUGAUGCUUGAUAGACUUGAUAGACUUCACUGUAGGUGAAUUAGCAUUGUAUCAGUCAAACUGUCAAGUCUGGACUUUGACUUUGCUCUUGUCUAAAUUUCUUUCCAGUGUCCUUAGAAACAUUUUGACUGAAAGGUUUGUGUUUAAAUGCUCGAAAUUACUUAGAAGACAAAUAUAAACAAUUUUUAAUGUUUUAAUGUUUAUUUAAAAAUGCAGUAAAAGCAACCAUGUCGUGAAACUUUUUCUUCUUUUAGCAUAUUUUAAAGUGCCAUUUAUUUUUGUGAGCAGUCAUUACUCCAGUGUUGAGUGUCAUAUCAUUCAGAAGUCAUUCUAAUGUGCUGCUUUAGAAACUAUGAUUAAUUCUUUGCUGAAAAAAAAAUAUCAAAAGAUCAACAUUUUUUACAUAAAUCUUUUGUCACGUUUGGUCAGUUUAAUGCAUCCUUGCUGAAUAAAAGCAUUAAUUUCUAAACAAAUAAAACAAACAAAUUAAAUUUUUUUUUGCCUAUGUUAAUUUCUUUACAAAAAUAUUUAGUUUUUAUUAUUUUAUUUCAUUAUUUAGUUUGUCUCACAGCAACUUUAUACAGUAUCUCAUGGCUGUGACUUUAUUCCGUGUAGCUGCAACUUUUUAUAUCUCUAUUUUCUGACUAUAUUUCCUAGCAUCUGUUUUUAUACUUCACAAUUGCAACUUUUCUCUCCUAACUGCAACUCUAUUUUAAAAUGUGAAUAAAUUGUAGGUACCCCUUUAUAACUCAGAAUCUGUCACUGUGAUCUCAUAAAUUCUCAUGAAGUUGGUUAAGCUCUAGAUAAAGGGAGUCGACUUUGAAAAAAUUCAAAUAUAGUGUUUUUUGCCAUUUAAAUAAAUAAGUUAGUGUUAUCUCAUAGCUUUGAUGACUUUCCCAUUAUUAUAAAAUGUGGAAAAACCGUAGCAAUGAGGAAUGAGUAGGUGUGUGCAAUUUAGUUUUGGCUGGUAGUGUAUGUCACGUAUGCCACACAUGAGUCAGAUUUAAUGCAUAUGUAUAUAGGAAGUAAUAGUCUUGUUGAGGCACUUAUGUAUAUUUUUGGCACUUUUUCCUCUCCCUUUCAGUCAUUUUGCAAUAUUUCUCUUAGAUUAGCUGCUCUAACAGGAUCCCCCUUCCUGUCUUGGUUUACCCAGUGGGAGGGUCCUGCAUUCAAGUACACAGUCACACCAACUUUGGCACAAAAACAACUUAAUUGCUAGUUUUCAAUUGACAGUGAAUAUAUGAACACAGGUUAGGUAACUGAGGAAACUGUUAAAUAUUUUCAUAAAAUGGUAGGGCAUUUUUUUCCCCUUCGCAUUUUUCUCUUGUUUGUUUCUAAAUCUGUACAUGGAAGUUACGGUAAUUGUUGCUGAGGUACAGCCCACCUUGCACACAUUUAUGGUUGUGAUUUGCUAGAAAUAUUCCUAUGAAUCUAAAACAGUCCUUUUGAGGUUUGCUAAAACUGAAAUGCACUGAAUAUCAACAGAACGUGCUAAUCUGGUCUCAAACUCACAGACGUGCAAUCAUUUAAAAUAUGUACAAAUAAUAACAAGUAGCUGUUUGUUUUAUCUAUAGAGUGAAGCACUAUGGAUGGAGGUGAAAAUGAGUCUUGAGAUAUUUAAGACAAUCCUUACUGUGGUUUAAAGAGAAGGAUGUCUUGCUUUUUUUGGAGUGAGGUUUGUGGUCUCCUCACUGGAGAAACAUCUAUGUGGUUAUGCAGCUUCUUUUAGUCACUUGGAAUUUGACAUAUUGAGUUAUUCAGGACUUUGAGAUCGUCCUGUGGCUUUGUGUUACAAAUUCGACCAUAAGAAGUUUUAGUGUGUGUGAACAGAUCAAAAUGAGAAAAAUAGCAACUUCAUGUUUACAAUAUAACCUUUUGUUAAAAGUACAUUGUAUGUAUUGACAGUUUUAUAUGUGGGUAUCCUAGACUGAACUAGAUGAGUCUCCACUAGCAUAAACCACAGUUUUAAGUGUGUGUUUUGAGCUAUCUCUCUAUCCAUCUAUUGUGCCUAUGUUAAUUCUCAUCCAUCCAUCUAUAGCCUACACUAUAUCAAACUACAUGAAAAAUGUAUAAAAAAAUUAAAUUGUAAAAAAAAGUCACAAUUUUGUGAAAAUAUACUAGAAAUCAAACAACUAGCAAAAAAAAGUCAGUUCUGCUGCAUCUGCAUUGAUGUGAAACGCUUUGAAAUAGAGAUGGAGAGAUCUGUGGGAGGGAUGUAGAAGUGAUGGAGGGAGAGAGAGGGAGGGGGAGGAGAGGGACAGAGUGUAUGUUCAACUCUCUCCUUCAUUCAUUUUCCUUCAGUCCGUGACUGACGUGACUUACGUGUGGCUGCCAGGUGAGUAAAAUUUGACUUGUAACUCACUGCUGCUCUGCUAUCUGCUAUGGUUCCUAAUGAUGUUCUUAAAAUGUAUUCUCUGUUUAUCCUUUUCUUCUAGUGCAUGCUUUACAUCACAAUGGGUUUCAUUUAUUGGUUUAUGAAUAAAUACUGGGAUGUGGUAAAAUAUGUUAUGUAUAUACAUUGGUAUCUAUUUGUAUCUCUGAAUAGUUUUCUCCACAUAGAGAUGGUGAAGUAAUAGCCAGUUAUUUCUGUUUGUUGUUGGAUACUUAUAAUCAUGUUGCUAUUUAUGCACACAAAUUGUAGACCCUUUUUUUCUUAAUUUGAACUUUCAUGUGAAAUGUUCCUGCAUCCAUACUUCUACUCAACUUUUCUUCCAUCCAUCACAUGCUCUAAUGCAAUAUGCACAGAUCUGUUGGGUGAACCUCACAAACACCUGCAAAGAUACUGUCUUGGUCAAAUAAGUAAAAAUAACAGAUAGAAAUAACAUUUUGGAUUUAGUUUCAAUUUAAAAUCUAAUUUAAAUUUAAUUUUUUACAAUUUAAUUUUAGUUUUAAUUGUAAAGUCAUAAUGCAAAAAGCAACAACAAAAAAACAUUGUUCUUUAAAUGUUCUUAAUUGCCUUUAUGCAAAAUGUUAUUAUACAUUUUAUUAUAUAGUAAAUAUAGUAUACUAUUUUGUUACAUUUUCUUCUUUUGAUUUUUAAGUGAAAUGUGGGAUUAAAAAUUACAUUAAAUUUUUUUUAGAAAGUAUUUCCACUUAAUUUUUUUUUUUACUUUUCUUUAAAAAGUAUUUUUGCUAAGUAUGUCCAGAUAAACAGAUAAAGAGGCAUGUAGUGGGUCACCUCAUGGUGGCUGCCAUUUUGACAUCACAUGACCUGCUUCAUUUGUCUUUAUAACACACUCAAUGCAACUUAUAAAAAUACUGGUAAUUUCAUUUUGUAGUUCAUUUAGUAAAAAUUACACUCUUUGUUUUGCAUUCCAGAAGACUCCCCUCUGUGCAAUCAUGAUUCGGGCCAUCAGUCCCAUUUGUGUUCUUGUCUUUGCACUCCUCUUUGUGUGCAUGGAUGCACGUCCCGAAUCGCCAGGCCGCUCAAGGCGUGCUCCUGCUGCAAAAGUGCGAUUGGCAGGUAUCGGCCACAGAGAAAACGAGGGACGAGUUGAAGUCCUGCACAACGGGACCUGGGGCACUGUAUGCGAUGAUGAGGUCGACAUUAAACUCGCUAAUGUGGUUUGCAGGGAACUGGGUUUCCAAAGUGGCAUAACAUGGGCGCACAGUGCCAAGUACGGAGAGGGAGAAGGCCCCAUUUGGAUGGAUAAUGUGAGGUGUGAAGGAACAGAGAAAACUCUCAAAGACUGCAAGUCGAACGGAUGGGGUAUUAAUGACUGCAAGCACUCUGAGGAUCUUGGGGUGGUCUGCACUCCAGAGAGAAGGCUGGACCUAGUGCAUCCUGGAGUCACCAGAAGAGGGCACACCAUCUCUCUCAGGCCAAACCCAGUCACCUCGAACCGUUGGCAGGACAUUUACUCCAAUUCAAGGACACCUGCACAUCUCAGUCAAGGCAACGGACAUACCCAGGAUCACAGCAGAUGGGAUCAAUUCUCCAGACAGCAGUUUCAUAAUCCGUCUGCCAGUAGGGUGAAGAUCGAGGAAGUCCGCCUCAAGCCGAUCUUGAUGGUUACAAAGAAGCGUGCUCUUGUUACGGAAGGUGUGGUGGAAGUAAAGCAUGCUGGGAGAUGGAGACAGGUGUGUGACAAAGGCUGGAGUCUGAACAGCAGCAGAGUUGUGUGUGGGAUGCUUGGCUUUCCUGAUGCGGAGCAGCCCAACAUAAACACUUACAAAAAAAUAUGGGACAAGAAAGUCAAGGAUUCAACAACCAGAUUGAGUCAGACGACCAAGAAGAAGGGUAACUGGGUUGAGAAAGUACAUUGCCUGGGCACAGAGCCCAGUCUGGCAGAGUGUCAUGCCCAGCUUUCAAUCCCUCGAAGCCCUGGCCCCUGUAAGAACGGUCGCCACGCAGUGGCCCGGUGUGUCCCAGGACCACAGUUUGCUCGUAUGUCCUCUGGCAGACCCCAGGCACCUCAUCCUGCACAGCUGUCGGUGCGUCUGAAGGCCGGACCACGUCUGGGGGAAGGAAGAGUCGAGGUUCUCCGCGAGGGAAAGUGGGGAACCGUGGUUGACCACCGGUGGGACCGGAUCUCAGCCAGCGUGGUGUGCAGAGAGCUGGGCUUCGGCACAGCCAAAGAGGCUCUUACCGGAGCAUACAUGGGUCAAGGGACGGGGCCGAUCCACAUGAACACAGUGCAGUGCACUGGCACAGAGCGCUCCAUUUUGGAUUGUUACUUCCAGGAAGUCCCUCCCUGGACAUUCAAACACAGCCAGGAUGCUUCUGUCAAAUGUUAUGUUCCUAAGACAGGCUUUGAGAGCACGGUGCGGUUGGCAGGCGGCAGGGACCCGGCUGAGGGUCGUGUGGAGGUGCUUAUGGAGGUGGGGGGCAGAAAGCGCUGGGGGACAAUUUGCAGUGAGAACUGGGGAAUAAAUGAAGCUAUGGUGGUAUGCAGGCAGCUGGGCUUUGGUUUCGCCGCACGUGCCCAUCAGGAAACAUAUUAUUGGCAUGGAGACCCUGCAGCUGUAGAAGUGCUGUUGAGUGGAUCUCACUGUGUGGGAACCGAAAUGUCCAUCCAGCAGUGCCGUCGUAACAGUCACGUGCACUGCCCUCGAGGAGGCGGAGCUAAAGCAGCAGGCGUCACCUGUUCUGAAACGGCACCUGACUUGGUUUUGGAUGCACAGCUCGUGCAGGAGAGCGCUUACCUAGAAGACAGGCCUCUGCACCUGCUCACCUGUGCACAUGAGGAGAACUGUCUUUCUUCCUCUGCCAAGCGUAUGCAGUGGCCGUAUGGGCACCGCCGCCUUCUGCGUUUCUCCUCCCGUAUCAUGAACUUGGGCAGAGCCGACUUUCGUCCACGUGCCUCAAGAGAGUCGUGGACCUGGCACCAGUGCCACAGGCAUUAUCACAGCAUUGAAGUGUUCACACAUUAUGACCUCCUCACACUCAACGGAAGCCGAGUGGCCGAAGGACACAAAGCCAGUUUCUGUCUGGAAGACACCUACUGCCCUGAUGGACUUCAAAAGCGCUUUUCAUGUUACAAUUAUGGAGAUCAAGGUAUUUCGGUGGGUUGCUGGGACACUUACCGCCACGAUAUCGACUGCCAGUGGAUAGACAUCACUGAUAUCAGACCUGGAGACUACAUCAUGCAGGUUGAGGUAAAUCCAUCGCUGGACAUGGCUGAAUCAGACUUUAUGAACAACGUCAUGCGUUGUCGAUGUAAAUAUGAUGGACACCGAGUGUUUAUGUAUGGCUGUCAUGCAGGCGAUGCAUACAGUGCUGAAACUGAGGAUUUAUUCGAACAUCAGCGUCAGAUCACCAAUAACUUCAUUUGAGCCUGGUAAAGAGAGAUGAGAGGAGAGGGUGUUCGUUAAUGGCUCCCAGGAAUGCAGCUAAUUGGACAAUAAACUGGGUGAAAGAUGAGGAGAUCUCAGCUGAUCUCAGAACAGUCUACCAGUAGCCCUAAUAAGUGGACACUACAGUACACCGCUAAACUAUUUUCUCUAUGGAAAUGAAUUAACUCUUCCUGAUGUUUGGAAAUCAAACGAAAGGCUUAGUUCACCUAAAAUUAGAUUCUGUCACAAUUUUUCUUAGUAUUUUGUAUUUGACUUUUAUUUUUAAGUACAGUAACCUACUGGUUGCUUUUUUUCCACCCAUUUGCAAUGAAUAGAUACUGGAGCUUAUUUAAAGGUCCCGUUUUUUGUGCUUUUUUGAAGCUUUGAUUGUGUUUACAGUGUGCAGUAUAACGUGUUCAUUUUUCGUGUGUAAAAAAAACUCAGUAUUUUUCACACAAUUCACCUAUCUGUAUACCGCUGUUUUCACUGUGAUAAAAAAAAGCUGAUGACUUCCUUGUUCUAUAAAGUCCCUCCUACAGAAAUACGUAACGAGUUCUGAUUGUGCCAGCGGUUCCUGUGUUGUUAUUCGACAGCAGCUGAGCGCACGCGGCCCUCCAAGAAACGUGAUUGGGUUAGUUUUGAGAAGCAAGUGGGCAGGAUUUGUUUUGAUAACCUGGCAAUCCUGAUCUGAACGCACGUGCUGGAGAUGUACUUCUAAUCACAGAACGCUUUUACUGAUGAGAUGCGCAUGAAAAUUGCUUUCAAUUUUUUUGCACAGCCCUACCAUCUACUUAACAAAGCUAAACAGCGUUGCCCUUUGUGUAAUAAGUUAUAGAAACUGUUAAACGCACCAACUUAAUUAAUAAAAUACACUUACCGGUUGUGUUCCAUAAACAACGCCUUCUCCAGACAAAGAUAAAACUGCUCCAUCUUUCAAGAAUAAUCUUUGUGCGAAUCCGGCAUUAAACUGAUAAAGAUUGAGGAAGCUGUCCUCAGUAAAAUGUGCUGCACUUAGUUUUAUGUGUGGAUUAUAAUUUUCGGGAACCGAGUUAAACAUAAAUUGUAACCAUUGAUCUCUAAGUACAGCGUCCCUGGGAAGCCCAAACAAAGGUGAUUGGACUCUGAGAUGAAAAUAACCGCAUUUCGACGACAUGGCGACAAAAGCACUCUUCAAACGCAACUCUUCCUCCUCCUCCAUGCGAGCGCAACAAGACCACGCCCCCUUUUUGUGUAUUCCUGUGGGCGGAAGUUAGUCAAAACACUGUUUUAGUGACGUCAUUACUGCAGGAACUAGAGGGAUGUAGUCCAAAAGGGUCGUUCGAUGUGGGCGAAUUCUGUUAAAUAAAAUAUCUCGCUUGGCAUUGAACUUUGAGCUUUAGAAUUUUACAGGUAUUAUUUAUACUUUAACAACAACAUUACACACUAAUUAAAGUUUAAAACGAACACCAAGAACGGGACCUUUAAGACAAUGGAUAUCUGUAUGAGGUGGUUUUGUAUGAGAAGAUUUGGUAUUUACUUUUAUUAUUUAUCUAUAGUGAAUUGUUUGUUAUGUUGAAGUUUGAUAGUUCCAGUCCUUUUUACUUUCAUUUUAUUGAAAAGAGUGGAUAUUAUAUUCCUCAAAAAUUCUCAUUCUCAUUUCAACUGGCCACUGUUUUCGUAGUAGGCUCUCUUAUCGGAUUAAUGCCCAGAGCUCUGAACAAGGCCCUCUGCUGCACGGGGUUUCACUGGAUGUCAAACUAACCGAGCCAGUAAAAGUUUGAAAAGAAAUUAAAAGGAUUUCUAAGCACACCACUCAUUCCAAAGCUCUGGGCAUUAAUCCGAAAAGAGAGCCUACUACGAAAACAGUGACCACUAAAGGCCAGUUCACACUACACCGUCAGACACAAACCAGCUCUGACAGCCGACCAGUAUGUCACUUCUACAGAGCCAGUAAAUAAAGCCAGAAUCUGUAUUUAUGGGUGAACUGUUCCUUUAAUUAUUAUCCGUUGAGUAACUAGGACAUUGUUUUCAGAAAGUUGGCAGCAGUUGUUGUUGAUCACCUGGUUAAAAAUAAAACAUCAUGUAAAAUCUGUAGUUCUUGGGACCAUGAGACUAGCAUUAGAAUUUGUUUUUUUGUUUUCAUGUACCCAUAUAUUUAUUUCUUGACGUUAUAGAUUAAUUAUAGAACAAAUGUGUCAUUAUAGAAUAAAUAUAUUUGUACAAUAUUGAAUUUUUUGCAUUUCUUAACUAAUUUGAACUACAUUUUACCAAAAGAAAAGAAAUAAAUCUUAGUAAGUCCUUUUCUGAUCUACUUUACCUGACAUCAAAAUGCAGUUUGUUCACUUUUUCUGUUCAUUUAUGAGUUUUAUAUCUAAUUUCAAUUCUUCUGUUUGAGUUAUGCACUUUAUUGAUGGGUGUCAGUAUUCUGGAAGUAAUUGGUCAUUCACUACCAUCAUUCAACACACUUCUGUUGGUUUGUUUAUUAAAUUAAUUGUUCAAAUAUUUAUGCAUUUUUUCCAAUAGACCUUUUUAAUAAAUUUUCAGUGACUUUCCUGAUUCCUACAGGGUAACAAUGGCUGUUGUAUAUGCUGAAGAUUAAUUUAUUUAAUACAUUGUUAAAUGUUCCGGUUGAAAGCUUUAUUAGUUUAAUAAUUCAUUGCAUUGCUAAACGGUUGACUGCUUGAAUAUGUUUAACAUGUUCAAGGUUUGGAAUUUGUUUAGUACUGUAUGUACUUGAUGCUCUUUUAACAUUCAGGAGUAUAAAGAAGUACAUUGUUACAAUGUUGCAAACAGUCAUGAAAAGCAUUCAUAAUGUAAAGCAGUGAUGCAAUGAACAUUUGUGGCCCGGAGCUUUAAGUAUAUUAUUAAAGUAGAGAACCUUUUGUGUAUAAAUAGUGAAAAGAAAAAAAAAAAAAUUUUUUUUAGCUGUACUAUAUCAGUUUUUACUUUUAUUAUUUUUGCACAGUACGAGACAUUGUUUAACAACAGUUAUUGUGCAUAUGAUGAACUGAAUUUAUUCCUACUGUAUAUCUUAAAUCCUUGUGUUAUUUAUCAAGUGCAUCAACACAUGUACUUUCCAUUUUCACAAUAUAGUGCUUUUUUAAACCUUUGUAAAAUCAUAAAUAUGACUUAUUCUCUCCCUGUAUUGUAUACUUUACUUUCACCAUGAUAAUCUUGAAUUAUUUCACCUAUGCUUUUAUUUAUAAUUCACAUGUUACUGUAUGCUCUUAGUACUAGUGGUGCAUAAAUUGAUUUCAGUCCAUUAUAAUCCUCAAAUCUUUUUUUUUUUUUUUAUCUGCAAAUCUUUUUUUUUUUUUAUAUGUAAUCUUUGGGUGCCAAUUGUGAACUUUUUCUGGGAAUUUUACAUGGAGAGUUUAAGCUCUUCAUUUAAUUUGCAGUACUUUCAGGGAUGAAAUGUGUGUCUUUUCCAGUUUGUUCAAAAUAAUUUUUAAGAUCAGCCAGGACAGAUUUAAAUGGGCAAAGUAAUACCCAAAUUAUUCUAGAAACUGCAACGUGAUGUAAACUCUUGUUUCUGUUUUGUGAUGGGUGUUACAGUAGUAAAUCAAUGCAAACAACUGAUCUCAAAUGUGAAUAAAUAUCGCUCAUCAUGUCUCAUUUAGCUGCCUGUACUCUGUUUUUAUGCUCAUUUUGUACCAUGAUCCAUAGCACAGGGACUCCAUUAACAAUAAAUGUGUGUUUGUGAAAGA
Carassius gibelio (silver crucian carp) is the source of this 12060-nucleotide messenger RNA. It is a transcript of the gene loxl4, whose product is annotated as lysyl oxidase-like 4. The coding region runs from base 5840 to 8374 and encodes 844 amino acids. The record is from RefSeq and is a predicted model, not a curated record. NCBI's taxonomy places the organism in Eukaryota, Metazoa, Chordata, Actinopteri, Cypriniformes, Cyprinidae. The transcript has 14 exons. Gene Ontology annotation, molecular function: protein-lysine 6-oxidase activity; copper ion binding. Gene Ontology annotation, cellular component: membrane. Gene Ontology annotation, biological process: peptidyl-lysine oxidation.